This is a messenger RNA of Babesia sp. Xinjiang, 576 nucleotides long. RefSeq names its product Charged multivesicular body protein 1 (gene chmp1). Gene Ontology annotation, biological process: late endosome to vacuole transport; endosome transport via multivesicular body sorting pathway; protein transport. The coding region runs from base 1 to 576 and encodes 191 amino acids. NCBI's taxonomy places the organism in Eukaryota, Apicomplexa, Aconoidasida, Piroplasmida, Babesiidae. The record is from RefSeq and is a predicted model, not a curated record. Gene Ontology annotation, cellular component: multivesicular body; ESCRT III complex. The transcript has 4 exons.
AUGGGCGGCGGCCAAUCAUUGAUGUCCACGAGCUUCAACCUUCGUCUGCAAGCUCGGGAGGUGCUGAAACUCCAUGCUCAAUGUGAGCGUGAAGAGGAAUCUGAGAAGUUGAAGGUAAAGCGUGCACUUGAAAAGGGCAACGUGGAAGCUGCACGGGUCCAUGCUGGCAACGCUAUUCGUAAGCACAACGAAGCAUUGCGUUUUUUACAAUACCAUGCGAAACUUGAAAUACUACGACACCAAGUAGACAGCGCCGAUCGAACAAAUAAGGUAACUUGCGAAAUGCGCAAGGCAUUACCUCAGCUACGCAAGAUCGCAAAUUGCAAGUCCAUGGACAGCGCAAGCUUAUUUAACCAGUUCGAAAAGAUAUUCGAAGAUAUGGAGGUAGCUGAAGCUUACACCGAUCAGACUAUGAGCGACACUACCGCACACUUGGCUCCACAGCUAGAGGUGGACACCUUGAUAAGCAAGGUGGCAGAUGAGCACGCUCUAGAUAUCGGUACGAUGUUGGAUAGCGCCCGCGCAAUACGCGGAGCUGUCAGUAACCGAAACGACAUUGGCAAGCUUGCCAAGUAA